UUAUUUAGUCUGUGCUUUUUUGUUUCAGGUUUUUUGUUUUUUUUUUUUUCCUUGUCCUCUAAAUUUUGAAAUCGUUACUGGCGAGUCUGAUUAUAAACAAGACACUCCCUCAUGCUGAUGAUAAGUUGAAAUCUGCCUUGGGACAAUUGCCUCUUUCUUAGCAUGAUGUCGGUGGAAAGCCUGAAAAUGCUGCCACACAGCAGCUUGCUUUCUCAGCUAGAAAAGGAAUGUUUAUUGUUGGUGGCUUAUUCGGUCCUUAGCAUUAUAGAAAUUGAUUGUGUCGUAAUAUUCAUUCAAAUUGCCCUGGCUCUUUGUGGUUAUACCCACAGUCAGCAGGGUAUCAUAGUGUGUUCAUAGCUUGAGCAUGUCAAGACGUAUUUUGCUGAACCUAGGCCUUGAUCAGAUGGAGAGGUUGCUUCCUGCUUUCCACUGCUGGUUUUUGGUGCAUGUUUGUGUCAUGCAGAAACAAAAAUGAAACAAAGGUAUUGGUAUUAUAUACAGGUUUUGGGCUGAGACAGGUGUACGGUUUGUCAAAGAGGUGAUUUUGUGUGUCGUGUCCUAUUGCCUCAGCCCCAGUCAGAGGAUGUGAUUACAGUAAUAGCAGACAAUGUCUGAAAAGAAUCUAGCAUGAGGAUGGUACUUUCUCCUCUCUCAGGAGUUUGCAAUCUGUAUUAAUUUUUUUUUUAAGGCAAACGCCUAUUGUGUACUUUUAUCAGUUGCGUCUUUAUGGGAAUAGCAUGAAAAGGAUCACUGCCAUCCUGUCUUUGUCAUCACCAUUUUGUCUCUGUUUCAUGUAAUUGCUGAUUGUUUUUAUAGCAACACACUCCUAUAUCCUUAUGUGAAUUUAGUGUCUAAUUUAUUGAGACAGGACUGUCUUGUAUAGUGGAUUUUAUGAACAUGUCCUUUCUCACGUCAAAUAUUUUAGCAUUUAAUUGUCAUGCGAAAAAAAAAAAAGCUUAAAUAACUUUGGGUUUGUUUUCAGGGUUGAACUUUUUUAAAGUGUGUUUCAGGAAAGCUGUUGCUAGACUGAAGGACACAGAUUCUCCCACCCUUCUCCCCCAGACUCUCUACCCCUACUAAGCUAAUUAAACAUGCCUUGUACUAGAUGGCAGAUGAUGCUUUGCAGUAUGUAUGUACAUGCUGUUGGCCUGUUUUACUCGGUCCAGGAAGCUGAUACCAUGCCUGAAGUCUGAUUUGGGCCUUUUGCCCCAAAGCUUUAGCAUUAUGGCUUCAAAAUAAAAUUGUGUAAAUUCCACAUGUUAAUCCAGUGUGCUUUUUGCCCUGUGACCCACCUGUCUGUUCUCAAUAUGACCUUAAUCUACCCCAUCUUCCCAGAAGGAAACUUGCUCCUUAUGUUUCUGUUUUUCUCUUAGAAGUAUUCCCUCCAGCUCUGUCAUUGCAUGACGGGGAUAAUGUUUGUCAUGAACUGCUGUCAGCUGGAAUGGAGGAGAUCAGGCACUGGUCAGGUUUAAGCAGUCUUCUAAAGAUUGACCUGCUGCUCUCGUAUGACACUGCAGGGUUUGGCAAAUAGCAAUGAUCAUUUUUCUUCUCAUGUGUGCAUAUGUAGAUGGCUUGGAAUGAGGGGAAGUAGAAAUACUAAUUUCUGCAUAGCUUCUGUAUUAUGAAUCUGAUAUGUGUAUUGUUCAUGCCAUAUUAAAUCUGUCUGAAAUCUUGUGUAUGUUGAGGUUCAAAGUAUGAAAACUCAUAUCUUUUUAUGAAGUUCUGAAGAAAUAAAACUAAUAUAUCUAAAGGGCUUUAGCAGACAAAAUAUGUUGAAGUCUGGCUGUGACUGUUUGAUAUGUCUUCUGUUGCUGUACCUGGUAGAGACUAUCAUCAGGCCCCUGCUGAAAGAUUAGAAGAGAAUGUGUGCCUGCAGUUCAUGCAAUUUAUUUUAGAAUUUGGCUUUUUAGAUUGGUUUUAUCUUCAGUGUCAGCUUUGAAACCGAGAUUCGGGACCUUUUUGUGAUAUGAUGGAAGUGCAGAUAUGGGUCCAUAGUGGAAGAGAAGCCUUUCUGACAGUACUGUAGUCUAAAGUCUUUUUUUACUACAAUAUGUUAGCGAGCAUUUACAUGGUAGCUAAAAAUGGAUAUAAAAAGAUACUAUUUUUAAGUGGAGCUUUUUGUCUAAGUCUAUUGUAGUAAAUUUAGCCUUUAAAUAAGUUGUCAAAUUUAAAUAAAAUAGCUUUGCUAAUAAGUAAUGUGAGUACAUAGUGCUUGAAUAUUUUUUUUGCUGAAGUUUUAAAGCACAUCAGAUCACUGAAAUGAGGGAAAUUGCUGGGUAAAUAAUUGGAUUCAGUUUGCUGAAGGAGCAGGUCAGCUUGGAACAGAUUUUCUUCAGUAGGCAUAGAUGGAAAAUUGUGUGUUCAUUUCAGUAUAGUUAAUGUCAAUUAUUUUUUUACAAGGAGAAACUGAAAAGGGUUGUUUUCCUCUUACAAAAUGUAAAAAAAAUGAAAUGUGAUGCUGAGAUCAGCUCGCUGUUGAUGUAGUGAUGCUGAAUCCAGAAAGUCAGCUCAGUUCACUAGCCAAAGGUUAAGUGUUGAAGCAAGAUUGAAAUGACAGAAAAACAUCAAAUGAGCCACACUCAGUGCUGAAUAGGAUCAUGGCACAGACUGGAAGCCAUUAAUGAGUUGGAAGAAUCCAGGAAUUUCAAGCUUUGAAUAACAGGCAUCUUAUAAAAUCACCACAGCUAAACUGAAAAGGCAGAUACAUCUCAGAGUACCUGGUUGAGUGAGCUGGUGUGUGCACAGCAUGUACAUGAAAAUGCACAUGUUUUUCUCAUCGCAUAGACUUACUCCUGCAUAUUCCUGAGACCUUUGCAAUUGAUGAAAAUUAAUUUGAGAGCCAGAUGGAGCACCUUUACAACACAGCAAUCAGUAACCCAUGGAAAGACACCUGCUAGUAAUGUUCAGCUUUCCACAUGGUCUUCACGGGUGAAAACAGUUUGCAAGAAGAGGAAGAAAAAACACCCUCUGCACAGAAAAAGCCUAACAAAUACCUCCACAAUCUAAAUUAAUAGCUGUGAGGAAGACAAGAAAAAUACAGAGGGUAGAAGAAACUGACUUUGUUAUUGCAGAAGAAUAAUGUAUGGUCUUUGCCCCUUUUUGCUCUGGGCUCAAUAGAUUGUGAAUGGACUAAUAAAUCGUGACCACAUGUUGAGUAAUGAUGACUGGAAGUAAAUAAGUUGAGGAACUAUGGGACAACUCUGGGCAUUGAACUGAGCAAACCUCAUCGUCCUUCUUGAGUUAACCAGUUCAUCAAACUGGUGCAUAUUCUUUCUCCCUCUCCUUUUUCCUCUUUUCACUUAGUGUGGUAUAAAUACUAAUUAAUUGAGCUCAUAAAUGUUAUUCAAAUAAAACGAUUGGAAUACUUCAUAUGUUUCCUUCUUGUACAGCUGCAAAUGUUGUGUCUGGAACUAUGAAUCUGUGCUGUAGACAAGCAUCAAGAAGGAAAGAUCCGAUCAAAGAAGCAAGGAAAAUACCUAGAGAAAUAGCGAACCCAGGAAGUCAGAUUUUUAAUGCUGCUUCUCUUUCUUUUUUAGAUGAUUAUAUUUCUUCCUUCCUUGAAUUUUAGAAGAUUUUGAAAGAGUGCUUACUUGAUGUGCUUUAACUGUGGCAUUUGCUUUUUAUGAUAGGAGGAAAAAAUCUGUGAUUCCUUGUAGCAGAAAAAAGGGAAAAGUGAAGGAAAAACAGCUUGACAUUUUAGCCUGUUUCAGAGGAGAGAGAACUUCAUGGUUCACCUGAGGCAAACUUAUCUGCUUGAAAGCUAAAAGCUUUAGAGUAUUUUUGAUUCUGCUAUAAAUGAAGAGGGGGUUUCUUUUUCAUACGUGUGUGGCAGCAAAGAGUGGGAAAGCAGGCAAGAUAGCGUGAUAAACAGUUCAGGCUGUGUUGGGUCUCUGGUGGAAAAAAAGUGCUGCAAUGAAAAGUGGAUUGGCUUUGGAUUGCAAAAACUUUUGAGUCCAACGAGCGGUUCAGUACCAAGAGGGAUUUCCCAACUGGCCUGGCACACCAGUGUCUGCACAAGUUCGGGUCUGUUGUUUCGCAUGGUUUGUGUGCCUUUUUUUCCCUUUAUGCAAUCUCUUUCAGCUUUAGCAGCAGAAAUACAUCAGAUGGAAAAGAUAUGCCAGAGGGCAGCUUGGAAAAGAUGAAUGUCAUAUAUAUACGUAUGUAUGUAUGUGCGUAUGUUUAAAUUUCUGCAACUGAACUUUUGAAGAAAAAUCUGUCUGGAGGAAAUUUUAAAAGCCUUAAGUUACUUGAAACCUACACAUUUGCAACUCUUUGUCUCUGGAAUUGCAUUACGCUAAACUGGAAUCUCAGGCUGUAUAAAGAUUAUAUCAAGUUGAGCAAAAAGAUGACUUAACCAUUUCUUGAGCGCCUCUUAUGAAGUAGCUGUUUCUCCAAAGGAUUAAGUGCACCCUCACUCUACAGACUCAAACAAAAAUGAACGUGAAUUUUUUUUUAAGUGUUACUUUUUCUUAGCCAACUGCCAUCAUCUUUUAUAGAGGAAUUUUUCACUAUGCAUUUGGUGGAUAUUUAUAAACACUGACCCCAUCCUCCUCCCUUUCAAUGAUCUAUCCCAGGUCAGUCUUAUCAAUAAAAAAGAAAAAAAAAUUGAUUUAAAUUUUGUGCACUAGACAUAUUACUUUCUUAUGUCAAAAAAUAAAAUAUUUCAAAAGCAUGUAUGCAGCAGUGGAACAUGGGCCUGUUCUCUGCAGCGAUUCCAACAUCCUCUGCCUCUCCUGGAAAGGGAGAGUCCCCAAAAGUGAGAAGGAGAAACCAGUGUGCAGGAGGCGGUACUAUGAGGAAGGCUGGUUGGCAACAGGCAAUGGCAGAGGAGUUGUAGGUGUCACUUUUACUUCCAGCCAUUGCAGGAGGGACCGAAACACCCCUCAGAGAAUCAACUUCAAUUUGAGGGGCCACAACAGUGAGGUUGUGCUGGUGAGAUGGAAUGAACCAUUCCAGAAAUUAGCAACCUGUGAUGCAGAUGGAGGAAUAUUUGUUUGGAUACAAUACGAAGGCAGAUGGUCGGUGGAACUUGUGAAUGAUCGUGGGGCACAGGUAAGCGACUUUACAUGGAGCCAUGAUGGGACUCAAGCGCUUAUCUCCUAUAGAGAUGGAUUUGUGCUGGUUGGUUCAGUCAGCGGACAGAGACACUGGUCUUCAGAAAUAAACUUGGAGAGUCAGAUAACCUGUGGCAUAUGGACUCCAGAUGACCAACAGGUACUGUUUGGCACUGCUGAUGGGCAAGUUAUCGUCAUGGACUGCCACGGCCGAAUGCUGGCGCACGUGCUCCUUCAUGAAUCAGAUGGCAUCCUCAGCAUGUCCUGGAACUACCCUAGCUUCCUGGUGGAGGACAGCAGUGAGAGUGACACAGACUCUGACGACUAUUCCCCACCACAAGACGGACCAGCUGCGUAUCCAGUCCCAGUACAGAACACCAAGCCACUACUUACUGUCAGCUUCACGUCGGGAGACAUCAGUUUAAUGAAUAAUUACGAUGACUUAUCUCCUACUAUCAUCCGCUCAGGGUUGAAAGAUGUGGUGGUGCAGUGGUGUACACAAGGAGACUUACUGGCAGUAGCAGGCAUGGAGAAGCAAAGCCAGCUGGUUGACCUAAGCAAUGGUUCCCUGUUGAAAAGCGCACUUGUCAAGUUCUACAAUGUGCGUGGGGAACAUAUCUACACUCUGGAGACACCUGUGCAGCGUCCCAUCAUCUCCAUCUGUUGGGGUCACAGAGAUUCGCGCCUGCUGAUGGCUUCCGGACCUGCAUUGUAUGUUGUCAGAGUGGAGCACAGGGUCUCCAGCCUGCAGCUGCUGUGCCAGCAGACCAUUGCUAGCUGCCUGCGGGAUGACAAGGAUAUCAGCAAACUGACCCUGCCCCCUCGGCUCUGCUCGUACCUCACCACUGCCUUUAUACCAACAAUCAAGCCUCCUAUCCCAGACCCAAACAACAUGAGAGAUUUUGUCAGCUACCCAACAGCUGGUAAUGAACGGCUUCACUGCACGAUGAAGCGGACAGAAGAUGACCCAGAGGUUGGCGGUCCAUGUUAUACUCUGUACCUGGAAUACCUGGGGGGACUGGUGCCUAUACUGAAGGGACGUCGCAUUAGCAAGUUGCGGCCGGAGUUUGUCAUCAUGGAUCCUAAAACAGAUGGAAAAGCAGAUGAAAUCUAUGGAAACAGCUUGAUUUCCACUGUGAUUGACAGCUGCAACUGCUCUGACUCCAGCGAUAUCGAACUGAGUGAUGACUGGGCAGCAAAGAAAUCUCCCAAAAUCAGUCGAGCUAGCAAAUCACCCAAACUCCCCAGAAUCAACAUAGAGGCUCGCAAAUCUCCAAAGAUGUCACGAGCUGCGCAGGAGAUAUCAAGAUCACCAAGGAUGCCAAUAAGGAAACCUUCUAUUGGUUCACCAAGCCUAACCCGAAGAGAGUUUCCUUUAGAAGAUAUUACUCAGCACAACUACCUUGCUCAGGUCACAUCUAAUAUCUGGGGAACCAAAUUUAAAAUCGUGGGUUUGGCUGCUUUCCUACCAACUAACCUUGGUGCAGUAAUAUAUAAAACCAGUUUGCUGCAUCUGCAGCCCCGGCAGAUGACAAUAUAUCUCCCAGAAGUGCGGAAGAUUUCAAUGGACUACAUUAACCUGCCUGUCUUUAAUCCAAAUGUUUUCAGUGAAGACGAAGAUGAUUUACCAGUGCCGGGCGCGCCGGGCGCCCCUGCCAGCAGCCCGCCGUGCACCGUCAACAUCCCCAUCGCCCCCAUCCACAGCUCGGCACAGGCCAUGUCGCCCACCCAGAGCAUCGGCCUCGUCCAGUCGCUGCUGGCCAAUCAGAACGUGCAGCUGGAUGUGUUGGCCAAUCCGCCGGCGGAAGCGGGGGGCGAGGGGGCGGGGCCAUUCCCAGGGCCUCCGGGUCGUUUCCCCGGGCCCGGGGCAGGGGGCGAUAUGGGCCGCGCUGCCCCUGUGCCCCCGGCUCUCGCCCCGCCACCUCCCGCGCCCCCCGCCAUCACCCUGGCCGACCUGCGGGACCAUGGCGACCGUGAGCACGAGCCCCUGCCCAAGGCCAAGGCCCCACGGCCGGCGCCACAGCUGGUGGAAGGGGACGCCGUCAUCUUCGGCGCCACUCCGGAGCUGCAGCUGAACAAGAUGAACCCGCCGCCACCCUACCCUGGCACCAUCCCCACUGCACCUCCUGCUGCCCUGCCACCACCCCCUGGCCCCCCACAGCCACCCCUCGACCUCUGCCUGAAAAAGGGGGAGUUCUCCCUUUACCCGGCAGGGCACUACCAGACACCACUGGGGUAUGAGCGGAUAACCACGUUUGACAGCAGCGGGAACGUGGAGGAGGUGUGCCGGCCUCGCACCAGGGUGCUCUGUGCACAGAGCACAUACACCCUGCCGGGGCCCGGCAGCUCUGCCACCUUGCGUAUCACCGCUGCAGAGAAGAAGAUGCAGCAGCCCUGCACCAGCGCCACCCUGAACCGACUCACGGUCCCCCGUUACUCCAUCCCAACCGGGGACCCGCCACCCUACCCUGACAUCGCCAGCCAGCUGGCCCAGGGCAGAAGCAUCGCGCAGAGGCUGGACAGCAGUAUCAUUCACGCGACUCUGCGGAGGAACAGCAGAGAGGCAGCCUUGAAAAUGGCUCAGCUGGUGGAUGGUCAGAGAGCCACCUUGCAACUUCCCCCGAAAGCCAAGAGCAAUGUCAUGACUGCGCAGUACCAGCAAAGAGUACCCACCGCCUUGUACACCUGCAGCCAGUGCAGCAGCAACAACGGCAGUGGUGGCGGCAGCAACCCAAGCGCUGGUGGUGUGGGCAGCAUCACUAGUGCCAACGCUAGUAGCAGCACUUCCAGUAUUGGUGGCAUGAGAUCUGAUCUGAGCACUGGCAGUGCCUCCCAGCACAGCUCCGUCAUGGCUCACUCUGUCAGUACUUCGCCUCUGGCCUCCCAGUCCUCCUACAGCUUGCUGAGCCCGCCUGAUAAUUCCCGUGACCGAGCGGAUUAUAUCAACUCCGCCUUCACGGAGGAUGAGGCUCUAUCUCAGCACUGCCCAGUGGAGAAAUCAAUACGGCACGCACCCAUGUCCCUGGCGGAGGCUGCUCUCAAUGUAAAACGGCCACCGCCAUACCAGUGGGACCCUAUGGUGAGUGAAGAGAUAUGGGUUCCUCAGGAAAGGACAUCUCAGAGCUCAGUGCCCAACCCUCUAAAACCGACUCCUCUUAUUAUUGGUCAAACUCAACAUCUAGAUAUGUCUCGAGUACCAUUUGUUUCCCCCAAAUCUCCAACCAGUCCCACUGCCACUUUCCAGACGAGUUAUGGGGUUGGAGUACCUUACCCAGGAAACUACAGUGCCCCUCCCCUGCAGGGAAUGCAGCCUCCCUGCUCCCCCAAAGAAGCUCUGGCUCCAACACAGUUUGCACAGCAGGAGCCCACAGUUGUGCUUCAGCCAGGUUAUCCAUCCAACCUCUCCUAUUGCCCUUUGCCACCCAUGUACCCGGGAAGUAGCGCCUGCUCUAGUUUACAGCUACCACCAAUCGCCUUGCACCCAUGGAGUUCCUACAGCACCUGCCCACCCGUACAGAACCCCCAGGGCACCUUGCCCCCCAAACCACUCCUUGUGGUGGAGAAGCCGGUGAUGUCUCCCCCGCCGGCAGAGCUGCAGGGCCAUGUGGGCACAGAGGUGAUGGUGGAGACGGCAGACACCUUCCAGGAAGUGCUCUCCUUGACAGAAAGCCCCGUUCCUCAAAGGACAGAUAAAUUUGGCAAGAAGAGCCGGAAGCGCUUGGACAGUCGAGCUGAGGAAGGAAACGUGCAGGCUAUCACUGAGGGCAAGGUCAAAAAGGAGGCAAGGACGCUAACUGACUUCAAUUCGCUAAUAUCCAGCCCUCGGCUGGGGAGGGAGAAGAAGAAGGUUAAGAGCCAGAAAGACCAGCUGAAAUCCAAGAAGCUAAAUAAGACAAAUGAGUUUCAGGACAGUUCAGAGAGUGAGCCAGAGCUUUUUAUCAGUGGGGAUGAACUGAUGAACCAGAGCCAGGGCAGCAAAAAAGGUUGGAAAACCAAAAGGAGUUUGAGGACAGCCAGUGAACUGGAUGAAUUCAAGUGCCGGAAGGCCAGCGAGAAGGAGGAUGGCAGGCUGGGGAGCCAGGGCUUUGUAUAUGUGAUGGCCAACAAGCAGCCGCUCUGGAAUGAGGCGACACAAGUCUACCAGCUGGACUUCGGAGGGCGGGUGACCCAGGAGUCAGCAAAAAACUUCCAGAUUGAGCUGGAAGGACGACAGGUGAUGCAGUUUGGAAGGAUUGAUGGCAAUGCUUAUAUUUUGGACUUUCAGUAUCCAUUUUCUGCAGUGCAAGCCUUUGCUGUUGCUCUGGCUAAUGUGACUCAACGCCUCAAAUGAACAAGCAGAGACUGAAGAGAGGAAAAUGUUAACCUCAGAAAGUCCAACCCGGAAAAUGUCAGGGCAGCCUGCUUUAGGUGUGCAGAGGUGCCUGGGAGUGAAGAAGGCAGUAAAACUGGAAAAGUCUCUUGGUGCCCAACAGAAGGGCAUUAACUCUAAUCAGUCAUGGGGUAGAGGGUGGGGGGCUGUUUUCUGUUUCAUUUGUUUGUUUGUUUUCAGGUGUUUGUUUUUUUUCCUUUGAAGCAUUGUGCUGGGUCUCAGAAAGAGCAAGGGUUGAGAGCCAUUCAGUGUUACUUGGAGAAGUGUGGCUUUUGGCUUGUGGUGGUUCUGCCGUGUUUGCUACAGUAGCUCAUGUAAGCUCAUAGGGGGAUUAAAAAAGACUGCUCUUUUUGAUAGACUGCCUUAUAUCAUGUUGUUCUUUUUAAAACAGGGAACAUAACUUUUUUUCUGGUCCAGUUUGUACUACUACUACAUCAGUAAUAGCAGCAACAAAACAAAAAAGAAAAAAAAAGAAGCUAUAAUACUUGAAGACACAUGUUUCUUCUUUGAUAUCUGAUAGUAACUGAGCAUCACAGGUUCCAAGGAGGCGUAUGUAGGUCAAUUUUUAAUUUAUAAAUAAUGAUGUAUUAUUAAGAAGAGAAACAGUUGUUACCAAUGGGUGGUUUAAAACCCCACUGUAUUGAAGAAGUUGA
This is a messenger RNA of Pezoporus occidentalis (night parrot), 10076 nucleotides long. RefSeq names its product TUB like protein 4 (gene TULP4). Bases 4672 to 9384 code for a protein of 1570 amino acids. The record is from RefSeq and is a predicted model, not a curated record. Lineage: Eukaryota; Metazoa; Chordata; Aves; Psittaciformes; Psittacidae. The transcript is spliced from 16 exons. Gene Ontology annotation, molecular function: protein binding.